AAUACUCCGUAGAAUAAUAAAGUACAGACAAUUGACCGAAAGAUCCACCAAAUGUACGGGGCUUGCUGCCCAAUCUCCCGGCGGGCUGGAUCAAACUCCGAGGUCAGGUCACUUGAGUUGAGUGUGUUCAAGAUUUAUACUGGUAGUAUACUAGUAUAGCUCAGAUUCUUUCUCUGAACAUUUUCAGGCCCGUCAUCAACUAUCUGCAUCACAGCCCGGCUUCCGCCCUACAGGGCGGCGCGUGAGCAAUCUUUGCUGCAAUUCAUGUAUAUGUUGUGAGAGAAAUUCAGGCAUUGAUGGGGCAGAAACUGAGCUGCAGAGAAACCCACCAACAUGGGUUCUUCAGUGCAGUCCAGAAUGGAGACCUUGAAACAGUUGAAUCUAUGGUUGUUGAGGACCCAAGAGUUCUGAGCUUCAGCGCUGUUCAUGGAAAGCUCUCCGCAUUGCAUGUGGCUGCUGCCAAUGGGCAGAUCGAGGUUCUGGAUAUGCUUUUAGAUAAGGGUUUGAAUCCAGACAUCUUGAAUCGCCACAAACAGUCCCCAUUGAUGCUAGCUGCUAUUCAUGGAAAAGUUUCAUGUGUGGAAAGGCUAAUCCGUGCUGGAGCAAAUAUUUUAAUUUUUGAUUCACUACAUGGGAGAACUUGUUUGCACUAUGCUGCGUACUAUGGCCACUCAGAUUGUCUGCAAUCUAUCCUCUCUGCCGCCCAAUAUACACAUGUUGCACAAUCCUGGGGAUUUGCAAGGUAUGUAAACACAAGGGAUGGGCGCGGUGCAACCCCUUUGCAUUUAGCUGCACGACACAGGAGGCCAGAAUGUGUUCAUAUUUUACUAAGCAAUGAAGCUCUAGUGUGUGCUUCAACUGGCGGCUACGGAUAUCCGGGAUGCACACCUCUUCAUUUGGCAGCUAGGGCAGGUUCCUUAGAUUGUGUCCGAGAAUUACUUGCUUGGGGUGCAGAUAGGCUUCAACGAGAUGCCUCCGGGAGACUGCCUUAUGUGAUUGCACUUAAGCACAAACACGACACUUGUGCUGCUUUACUGAAUCCUUCAUCUCCCGAGCCAUUGACUUGGCCUUCUCCCCUGAAGUUCAUGACUGAGCUUGAUGCUGAAGCAAAAGGCUUAUUAGAAAAAGCCUUGAUCAAUGCUAACAAAGAAAGAGAGAAGAAACUUUUGAAUGCGACGGGCUAUGCUACUUCGCCCUUGCAUUCUUAUUCGGGCAAUGAGGACUUUGAGGCCAGUGAUUUCGACCUAUGCUGCAUCUGCUUUGAGCAGGCCUGUACUAUAGAGAUGCAAAAAUGUGGGCACCAGAUGUGUGCGCCCUGCACUCUAGCCUUGUGUUGCCACAGCAAACCGAAUCCCACUGGUAAGUGUGACAAAGUUCUCCCAUGCCCCUUUUGUCGGAGCACCGUGACUCAACUAGUGGUUGCCAAGAACAAGACCGAAAACAAAGCAGCAGACGAAUUGAGCCCAUCCAAGUCAAGAAUGUCAUGGACACCUUCCAACUCAGCUGAAGAUGGCAGCAGCAGCAAUAAUACCUUCAAGGUUUUGUCACCCUUAGCCUCAUUCGCAAGGCUUGGUGGUCGCAGUUCGGGUAAGGUCUCUUCUGAUUGCAUUGAAGGCUUCAAUAAGCAGCCAUAACAUCUGAUCUGAAUACUGCAAAGCUCCUCGUGCAAGAGUUCAUACUUGUAUUUGGUCCUAAUGAGGAAAUCCUGGAAGGCUGAUUUCCUCGCGGUUAUCUUCUUAAAUUUAUUUUAAUUUUGAUUUUCCUUCUAUGGAGAUAUGUAUAUUUGAACUGCUUCUAUGGAGGCUUCUGGCUUCCCUACUGGUCUACGUAUUGAAAUUUUUGGGAAAAUGUUGGAAAUUCUGUGAGAUUAAAUGGUU
This is a messenger RNA of Cuscuta campestris, 1877 nucleotides long. The record is from the annotation of a GenBank genome assembly. NCBI's taxonomy places the organism in Eukaryota, Viridiplantae, Streptophyta, Magnoliopsida, Solanales, Convolvulaceae.